Molecule: messenger RNA, 1944 nt
Organism: Pleurotus ostreatus (oyster mushroom)
Lineage: Eukaryota; Fungi; Basidiomycota; Agaricomycetes; Agaricales; Pleurotaceae
Exons: 5
Coding region: 1-1944 (647 amino acids)
Biological process (GO): DNA replication; DNA replication initiation
Cellular component (GO): nucleus; nuclear origin of replication recognition complex
Molecular function (GO): DNA replication origin binding
Source: RefSeq, a predicted model, not a curated record
AUGGCCGUCAAACGAAAGGCUAGCACGCUAGAGGCGCCAAAUUUGAAGCGAAGAACACGAUCCAGUGGCGCCGUUGUGGAACCUCUGGACUCACUCCCGGCGACUCCUACUAAAGUGAUUAGAACGUACGGGUCCGGAAGAACGCGAACAGUCUUGGCUCAAACACAGAGGGAGAACGAAGCUGAUAUACUGGAAGGCGACGAAGGGUCGCGCGAAAUACCACAUGAAAAUUCUAUCGACAGCGAAAGCGGCUCGGAGGAUGAACUUAUGCUUUCGCCCUCAAGACCAUCGAGAAACGCGAGGGUGACACGCACGGGCACACCUUCGUCUAGGCGAGUCAUGGAAUCCGUCGAGAUUAUAACUCCUUCAAAACGAGCACCUCGUAUCUACCCGAGCCGUAGCUCGCGUAACCUGUCUGAGACCCCAGACUCUUCAUCUCGUCUGCCGAGCGUUCAACAGUCCGAGCGUAGCCAGACACCCGAGAAAAGCCCUCAUCUAACAUCGCCGAAGAUGAACAUGUGGGCAAUAAAUCCUGCAGCGUCAAAUGCUCGUUAUGUCAGACCGUGUUUAAACAUGCAGAAACGUGCAAUCCUCCGCGCACUUCAAUCUUUGCCAGAUACAAGAGCGGACGAAGGGGAUGAAGACGAGGAACAGCCUCGGAAUGAGACUGUCAUGCAACAACUAGAUGACCUGCUAAAAGCAACUGUUACGAGAGGGGAAGGAAAUAGUUGUUUGCUGUUAGGUCCUCGUGGUAGCGGGAAGAGUCGUAUUGUCGAGCGAUGCAUAGCCAAUGUGCCGCAGAAACCCAUCAUAAUUCGCCUGUCCGGCUGGACAGAAUAUAACGACAGGCUGGCUAUGCGGGAAAUCGCACAUCAACUGUUUCAACAGACAGGAACUGCAUACAACAUCGAUGAAAAUGAUCCCGAUGCAGCUGGGGAAGAUAGUCCUUUCCUUGAUACGAUAGAGACAGAGCAAAAUCGACUCCUACUUCCACCACCUUCGCAUCUUCCAGCUCUAAUAUCCACACUGCCCACUCUUUCAAGGCCCACCAUCGUUAUCCUCGACUCGUUUGACCUCUUCGCUCUCCAUCCACGCCAGGCGCUCUUAUACUGCCUACUCGACACAGUACAGAAUUGUCGCGCGGGCUCAGGCCGUAGCGCCCUAGCUGUCAUUGGCAUAACAUCACGGUUGGACACGACGAAUCUUUUGGAGAAGCGUGUUAAAAGUCGCUUUUCGGGGCGAACCUUACGAACCGCCCAUCCUCGGGUUUUGAACGCAUGGACGGGUCUCGUUCAAGAAGUUCUCAGCACACCUUUGUCUGGCAACGAAGACAACGAAGAACACGUCGAGACCUGGCAGAGCUCGUGGAAAGCCAACAUCGAGACUUUCAUUGCAGACGAUGCUGUGGCGUCUUUACUUCGCGAGGUGUUCGCUGUUAGCAAGGACAUUAGACUACUGAGACAUCUUCUUAUGGGCCUUGUUCUUCAAUUGACCGAAGCUUCACCUUAUCCUUCAGCAUCGCAUCUGUCGGCAGUCAUAUCCGCACAACGGCUCCGUCUACAACACGGAGAGCUGCACGCUUUACCAUAUCCGUCGCUUUGCCUCCUGAUUGCUUGCAUGCAUUCUCGAACGGCUGGACACGAUACCUUCACUUUUGAGAUGUUGUACGAAAGAUUUAUUCGACAAGUGCGCGCAUCGACAGCUGCUCCUGUACAAGUCAACGGCGGGAGCAUUGGCAUGGUUCGCUGUCCACGACCAGUCAUGAUGGGAGCCUUCGAAGAAUUCAUCGCCUCUCGUAUUUUCGUAUGCGUCAUGCCUGCAACAGCCGUCGUCUCGAAGGAGUUCAUCAAGUAUCGCUGUACAGUGGAAUUCGACGAUUUGCGGAAGGCUGUCGCAAGGACCGGGCACGCACAUCUCAAGCGGUGGAUGAACAAACCGCAAUAA